AUGUCGAGCCCGGGGGAGUCAAGAACGCUGGCUUCGGCCUUUGACAGCCCGACGUUCGGGGAGGAUAGCUCGUUUCAUGUAGAGCAGCCAGUGGGGUCUAUGUCAAUAUCUCCAUGCGGACGAGAUGUUGUCCUUGCUUCAAAGGAGGGUCUCCACAUAAUCGAUCUGGAUUCUCCAUACUCGCCUCCACGGUUUCUCCCACACCACACUCCUUGGGAAGUGGCAGACGUCCAAUGGUCUCCAUUCGCCGCUCGUGACUUUUGGGUCGUGAGUACCUCGAAUCAAAAGGCGUUGGUAUGGAACUUGGCGAUGAAGACCUGGGAAAACUCGAUUGAGCACGUUCUGCACGCCCAUUCACGAGCAAUUACCGAUAUCAAUUUUUCAGCACAUCAUCCUGAUAUCUUAGCUACCUGCGCAGUCGACAGUUUUGUCCACUGCUGGGACCUGAGAAUCCCCACGAAGCCCGUCAUCUCGUUUUCUGACUGGUUUGCCGGCGCAACUCAGGUUAAAUGGAAUCGGCAAGAUCCCCACGUCAUUGCAAGUUCCCAUGACAAAUAUCUUCGGAUCUGGGAUGAUCGCAUGGGGGCGACACCGAUCAGAUCCAUUGAAGCUCACAGCACGAAGAUAUAUGGUGUUGACUGGAAUAGAAUGCGACCGGGUGCCGUUGUCACAUGCUCUUUGGAUAAAACCAUCAAGUUCUGGGACUACACGGCUGAAGGGGAUGUUCCUGAGAAGCAAAUCAAGACCCCUUUCCCAGUCUGGCGUGCAAGACAUACGCCCUUUGGUUGGGGCAUUCUAGCCAUGCCACAGCGAGGCAAUAAUGAUCUCCAUCUCUAUAGUCGUCGAGCACCAGAAGGAAGCAAUCCUGCUGAAGGACUGCCUCUGGUGCACAGCUUUCCAGGACACAAGGGCCAGGUGAAGGAAUUUCUUUGGCGACCACGAGGGGCAGUGAUUGAUGGGGUGGACCAUCGAGAGUUCCAGCUGGUAUCCUGGGGUGCAGAUCGAGAGCUACGUCUUCAUCGUGUAGAUCCUGAAAUCUUACGUGGCGUUGGCUACGAGAAGGGCAAGUCUUUUGUUCCUACCCUCAACGUCACCCGCAAAGGUGCCGUCUACAAAACCUUCCGUGAUGAGCCCCCUGACCAGGAUCUUGGGGACUCACUGUAUGCUGAAACCAUUAUUUCCCCCGGUUCCCGUCCUCGAUUCAGUGCCGGUAUAGGUAUGAACAACGUGUCAAUGCCGUACGCUCGUGCUUGGUCCUCGGGAGGCAAUGUGGACUCGAGAGUCGGUAUGCAAGGACGGUCAUAUAUCAGAACUGAUGUCAAUCCGAUAGCUUGGAUGCGUGGCGUAAAGAUAUCGAGCUGGGACGUCGAAACUUUGGGAGACGAAAUUACCCACGUUGGUGAGAAAUUUACCAAGGUGGUUUUUGAAUCAGUCGAUGUCAGACAACGAAAGGCCACGAUAUCCCUCCAUGGACCUUGGGGCCCAGAGGGGGCUUCAUUAUUUUUGAAGGUCGACAUUAAAUUCCCUAUCGACUAUCCUCGGGCUGCGAUACCCGUCUUCCGUAUCCAAAAAACUGCCUCUAUGACGGACGAACUUGCUGAGAAACUCACAUCAGAACUGCGAACUAUUUCAGAAACCUAUCUUUCUCGAAAGAGAGGUUGUCUUGAAGGAGCAUUGCGUUAUCUUCUGGGAGAGUGUAAUCUCGAAGAGAGCAUUGCAUUAGUGCUUGGCGAAACCACAGAAGCAGUCAAGUCACCGGUCAAUGGCUUGGAGGAUGAUGAAUCCAGCGAUGAGGAUGAAGAAGUGGGGACUUUCCAGAAACAAGACCUCGGAAUGAGCUCUGAACUGCUUCGGCCGGUGACGGCGAAUGUGAUGGUCCCUGUUGCCAGGGUCUGCGGCGCGACUUGGAGUCAUGAUGGACGGCUCGUCUGUUUCUUUCCGCCGAAGAAAGAUAAGUCGAGUUCUCUUUUCGAUUCCUUGGGGUUCAAGGAAAUGACCAGGCUGUCAAGAAAUGAGAAGGUAUUUGAAGGCUUUGGUCGCCUGCAAACCAGUUCGCCUGGACGACAAACAACAGCAGGGACAGGCACUGGUACAGGAACGAUGAGCGUUACUGAUGAUGGGGCUUCUGAUUAUUCGGACGAUUCUUCUACCGCAUCUUCCAGUUCAUCUGGGUCUUCUGAUAUCUUAUCGGCAUUACCGAAUCGUUUUCAAGCGCCACCACCGUGGCGUAACGUGGGUAGCCUUGGGUACUAUCGCACACGAUCCGCCGAUAAUUCCCAGCUCUCUACAGUUGGUGGCGGGCCUGGGACUGCGAAGUCGAUGGAUGCCCCACAUAACGUGGUAUCUAUACAUGACCUGAGUGAACUAUUGCCAGCGAAACGGGAAUUGGCGGCCCAGUAUCGGAUAUUUGGGAAUGGUGCAGACGUAUGUGCGCACAAUGCAGCGGUCGCCGCAGAUGCAGGUUAUCCCCAUCUGGCUCAGGUCUGGGGCUUGUUGAGGUUGAUUCUGCACAACCAAGGAGAUUCAAGAGCAGCAUCCGACGCAGAGACAGAGCUUCUUGCACGGCCAAUAAAUGGAAGCAUCAAUAGAAGAGAUAGUGGUAUAGACUUGACAGAUGACUUUGUGAAGAAGAAUCAGUCUCCGAAAGCAAAGCCAUUCAGCGAAGCCCGGUGGGGUGAACAUGCUCUCGGAGCUCGGUGGCUGGUUCCAGCGCUGUUCGAUCACUUUGAACAGAUUGGUGAUGUGCAGAUGCUUGCAAUGCUCUCGUGCAUUUUCCACGAGCAGUGCCUAAAAACACCAUCGGUCCGAAAGGAGCAGCGCAGAGAGGUAUCAUCUAACCAGGAGCAUUCUCCGUUCGCAGUUGAUUUCUUCCCAUCCAAGAUAGCCGGCGAGACUAAGUCCCAAGUGGCGACUCCUUUAACGUCGGUGUCAAAAGAAAGCCCCGACAGUCCAGCUGUCCAGAGUCCGCACGUCCCUACAGAACCCUGGAACAGUGUCUCCACGACGCCGUAUUCUACAGGCACCACUUCUCCCAUGGUAGCUCACCCUUCUCGCCCGGUGUCGGAUCGACGAUCUCACAACCAGUCUUUUUCGGUAUCUGCAUCUCCUGAUCACCAGGGUAUAUCAAGAAGUGGCUCUGGUAUUGGUACGGCUCUCGCGUCUUCUUUAUCUCGAUCUUUCACUUUCGGGCCUUCAUCAGCAUCGUCGCCGCCGAGCAACAACAUCAAAAGGAAAUCCAGCCCGAACGGAAGUCUAAACAUCCCGGCCACAGGCGGUUGGACUGGCGGCAUUUUCAGCAAAGCUGUAUCGGCGAUUCCAGACUACCUGACCACAUCAACCGCAGUAGCCUCCCAGACCCACUCUGAUGCAGAUAGCGAGAAACGGAAUCCCACCAAACAACCGGUUAAGGUCAAGGUGGCUUUCAAGAAUCGAAACUCGUUUGACAGUGAGGACGACCUUUAUAGCACUUUUAUUGAUCCCAAGCGAGAUUGGCUUUACAGGUCGUACCGCAAUGCAUACGCCAACUUGCUAUUCAUCUGGGGUUUACCCAUUCAGCGAAGUGAAGUUCUCAAGGUUGGUGGGACGCGGGACCAAUUCACUGAUAUAACUCAUCUUGGCCGGCGGAGUCGUCAAGUCUCGCUUGCACUCCCGACUCCUAAACGUAAAGAGAGUGCUUCUACAACGGAAGUAGUUUCUAAAACGGGGGGCUUGGAUGUUCAAAGACACUGCACGCAAUGUGGGAAUGCUCUGCAGGAGUCCGUUUUCUCGUCCACUGUCGCAAAGGAACCUAACACGAGUGGGAAGAUUGGAAAGUCUUCCACACCUAUACUCUGUUCCAGAUGUAAAGCGGCGCAGCCCUUGUCUACUAAAAUUCCAUGUGUUAUUUGUGGCGAGACUGUUGGCGGAAUGUUCACUCCCUGUUUAGAGUGUGGACACGUUAGUUGCUUUGGAUGCCAUCAGCAAUGGUUCUCACAAGGGUUAGCGAGUGGCAUUGAUGACCAGGAUCAGGUCGUCAGUAAUGGCGAUGAUGGCAGUGGUGCAUUACGAGCACCGGUCUGUCCCAGUGGAUGCGGCUGCAGCUGUUCCGAGCACGAGGUUAUCAAUGUCCCUAUGCCUGCCAGCCCACGCCCAGCGGAGCAGGGGAGUAACAACGGCGGACGCCAUUUCCGAAGCAAAUCGCAAUCCCAGCCGUCUGAAGCAGCGAGCGGUCAGCACUCACAACUAGUCGGACAGAGUGAAGACGAUCUGGAGAGCUGGCGUGUGUCGCCCUUUGCAACUCUGGCCAGAGGCCUUGGAGGCGGCCUAAGCCGUGGGUUGCAUGGGCGAGACGACCGAAGCAAGCCUUCAACCGCAGCAGGUCCUCGAGCCGGUUCCUUAGGAAGGAAAACAGCCCUCGAUCGGAUGGAGACCAUGUAG
Molecule: messenger RNA, 4416 nt
Organism: Rasamsonia emersonii CBS 393.64
Lineage: Eukaryota; Fungi; Ascomycota; Eurotiomycetes; Eurotiales; Trichocomaceae
Product: WD repeat protein
Exons: 1
Coding region: 1-4416 (1471 amino acids)
Molecular function (GO): protein binding
Source: RefSeq, a predicted model, not a curated record